CUUUUGUCUUUGGACCGUGACCUACCAAUGCACCACAUUCAAUAUGAGAACACAGCUCAUGCAAGGGAUCCCAUUGCCAGUGACACAUGGGACCACUCACUAGUAGAAGAGAAUGCACAGCAUCCUUUUACAAACACAUCACUUGAGGUGUGUGCCAUGCAUGUGUUUAUUCUUUCUUAUCUAACAGUCAAACUACUGCAAGAUGCCUCCUUGGAUGAGAUGGCCAAAGCCACUGGCUACAAGGUUGAAUUGUUCCAUGAAUGUCUUGCAGGUCAUGGAAUCAACAUGCAGCAGCAGCAAUCAAUCAGGAAUCAAUCCCAGCAGUACUGCUCAGAGAAGGAGCUUAUCAGCUCUGCUGAAUCUAUGGCUUCUGCUCAACAUACACAAGGAGCUGAUAAGGAUAUCAUUGGUGAAAACAAUCUACUGUAUGCUGAUUCAGCAGCUGACUCUGCAUUCUGUUCAGGCAAAGUUUCUAAGCGCCGUAAACUUGGUGAAGUACUGUGA
Messenger RNA from Mycena citricolor, 504 nucleotides. NCBI's taxonomy places the organism in Eukaryota, Fungi, Basidiomycota, Agaricomycetes, Agaricales, Mycenaceae. The record is from the annotation of a GenBank genome assembly.